Molecule: messenger RNA, 984 nt
Organism: Phodopus roborovskii (desert hamster)
Lineage: Eukaryota; Metazoa; Chordata; Mammalia; Rodentia; Cricetidae
Gene: Mpv17l2
Product: MPV17 mitochondrial inner membrane protein like 2
Exons: 5
Coding region: 22-624 (200 amino acids)
Biological process (GO): mitochondrial ribosome assembly
Cellular component (GO): cytoplasm; membrane
Source: RefSeq, a predicted model, not a curated record
GGUUCGGUCGUGUGCGCUGCUAUGGCUUCUGGCGGCUGGCGCUGGGCUCGGAAGGCGCUUGCUGCGGGGCGGCCGUUGUUCCAGGGCCGCGCGCUGCUCGUCACCAACACGCUGGGCUGUGGCACGCUUAUGGCCGCGGGCGACGGCGCGCGACAGGCCUGGGAGGUGCGCGCGCGACCGGGACAGAGAUUCAGUGCGCGGCGCUCAGCCAGCAUGUUUGCGGUGGGUUGCAGCAUGGGCCCCUUCCUGCACUUCUGGUACCUGUGGUUGGACCGCCUCCUCCCUGCCUCGGGCCUACGAAGCCUUCCGAGCGUGAUGAAGAAGGUUCUGGUAGAUCAGGUGGUGGCAUCUCCCAUCCUGGGCAUCUGGUACUUCCUGGGCCUUGGCAGCUUGGAAGGCCAGACGCUGGAGGAGAGCUGCCAGGAGCUGCGUGCCAAAUUCUGGGACUUCUACAAGGCUGACUGGUGUGUCUGGCCAGCCGCUCAGCUGGUGAACUUCCUCUUCAUCCCAUCGCAUUUCCGAGUCACCUAUAUCAACGGGCUGACGCUGGGCUGGGAUACUUAUCUGUCCUACCUGAAGUACUGGGCCCCUGAACCCCUUCCCACUCCGGGCUGCGUGGACUGAGCUUGAAGUGCCAUGGACACACUCCCAUAGGAGGUUCCAGAGCAGGUCAGACCUCGGCCACAUCCAAAACCCAGGCUGACUGAGUCUGGACCAGCUAUCCAGUCCCUAUGGAGGCAGUUCCCCCAUGUGAAUUAGCCUCCAGCACUAGCUGUCAGUCGCCAGGUUUUUCAUUCAGGCCAAGAAGUCCUGUCAGCCUGCGAUUUCCACUCUGGCCCAGUCACCCUGAGGUUCCCUGGAUUCCAGGUGACAAAGGCAAGGACAUGCUGCAUGGCCUUGGAAUGGAUCUGGUUUGGCCUCAAAAAGCUUCAUGUGAAAUUGGGCAGCCAUGUAGAAAUUUCAUUAAAUUUUCUUUAAUCAGAA